Molecule: messenger RNA, 1291 nt
Organism: Austrofundulus limnaeus
Lineage: Eukaryota; Metazoa; Chordata; Actinopteri; Cyprinodontiformes; Rivulidae
Gene: h1-0
Product: H1.0 linker histone
Exons: 1
Coding region: 235-828 (197 amino acids)
Biological process (GO): negative regulation of DNA recombination; nucleosome assembly; chromosome condensation
Cellular component (GO): nucleus; nucleosome
Molecular function (GO): structural constituent of chromatin; double-stranded DNA binding; nucleosomal DNA binding
Source: RefSeq, a predicted model, not a curated record
CGCCUGUGGAGUAAUACACUUUACUCGACCCGCACACUGACGCCGCAAUUUGUUUUGGACGCGCGGAAUAUUACUUUUUAAUCCUCCUGCAACGAAAAAGCGACGUUUUUACACAUUUUGGACUUUCGAGAGAGCAAUUUUUUUGACAACGCAUCCAGCUUUUGGCUCUCUCCCACUGACAUUUCCAGGAGUUUUCCCUGUAUUUCAUUAACUUUCUCAGAGGAAAAAGCCACCAUGGCAGAGACGUCGUCCGCUCCAUCCAAAGCCAAGCGGGCAGCCAAACCCAAAAAGCCCGCUUCUCAUCCCAAGUACUCGGACAUGAUUAAAGCGGCUAUUGUGCACGACGCCAGCCGGAGCGGAGCGUCCCGUCAGUCCAUCCAGAAGUACGUGAGGAAGAACUACAAAGUGGGCGACAACGCCGACGUGCAGAUCAAAAUGGCCCUGAAGAGGCUGGUGGCGUCCGGGAUGCUGCGCCACACCAAAGGCAUCGGCGCGUCCGGCUCCUUCAGGCUCACCAAGCCGGAGGACUCCUCCAAGAAGCCGGCCAAGGCGGCCGCGGCGGUGGCCGCCAAGCCCAAGAAAGUGGCCAAAGCCAAACCCAAGAAGGCGGCCAAGCCCAAGAAGGUCACCAAGACGCCGGAGAAGCCCAAGAAGGCGGCGGCGAAGAAAGUGAAAAAGGUCGCGAAGAAGGCGACCCCGGCGAAAGCCAAGAAGGCUCCGGCCAAGAAGCCCAAGGCGGCCAAGCCCAAGGCGAAACCCGUGAAGAAAGCUGCCAAACCCAAGGCAAAGACACCGAAGAAGGCAGCCAAGUCAUCAAAGAAGAAGUGAAAGGACAUUAAGAAACUAAACUGACUGUAAAUACUUGAGGAAAAAUGUUUUCGUAUAUGUAUUAUUUUUGUAAGGUCUCAUGAAAAUGUCAGCUGUUUGUACCUGUAGUUUUCUCUCCAUUGAAAUACAACAUUAAUAAGCUGUAGAAACAAUUGUGAACAUUUUUUUAAACUCCCUUAAUGAAACUGUUAUUACCUGUCUGAUGUUUGAACCCAUAGGAACAGGAAACGUGUAUAUAAACAAACUAAUAGUCAUUGUUAGUGCACGUGUUUAUAUUAAAAACAAAUACUUUGAGCAUUGUGGAGCCUUUACACCAUCUACAUUUAUUUCUCUAAAGGCUCCAAAGUCCUCAUUUUAACUGCAUUCUGCCUUUAUAUAUACAGUAUAUAUACUUUUAUUUUCAUACAACUCAUCCUGAUGUGUUCAGACACUUGUUAUUCAAUAAAACUUUGCCAUCUUAAAA